GCCUCCAUACUGGACCUGCACUCUGGAGCACUGUCCAUGGGAAAACAAUUUGUCAACAUUUACAGGUAUUUUGGAGAACAAAUCAGGACCGUGUUCGAACAGGAGGACUUCAGUCUUUACAGAGACGUUCGUGGUAGAAUCCAGACCAUCAUUGCCGAGACGUUUGGUUUGGACCCCUCUCUGAUGUACCUCACUAAGCCUACCUUCUUCUCCAGAAUCAACAGUACUGAAGCCAAGACCCAGCAUGAUGAGUACUGGCACCCCCACAUUGAUAAG
Messenger RNA from Austrofundulus limnaeus, 276 nucleotides. RefSeq names its product 2-oxoglutarate and iron dependent oxygenase domain containing 3 (gene ogfod3). The record is from RefSeq and is a predicted model, not a curated record. NCBI's taxonomy places the organism in Eukaryota, Metazoa, Chordata, Actinopteri, Cyprinodontiformes, Rivulidae. Gene Ontology annotation, cellular component: membrane. Gene Ontology annotation, molecular function: L-ascorbic acid binding; iron ion binding; oxidoreductase activity, acting on paired donors, with incorporation or reduction of molecular oxygen.